UUUCUGCUCCAUCCGCAUCAACAAAAAAUUAGAAUAUUUAAAGCUGGAAGUGAAAUAGGUUGCAAUUAACCAAAUAUCUGCUUAAGCUGCAAAAAUGUCUAUUGAAAUCGAAUCGGCUGAUGUCAUCCGCCUAAUCCAGCAGUACCUGAAGGAAUCGAAUCUUCACAAGACGCUCCAAACGUUGCAGGAGGAAACAGGUGUUUCGUUAAACACAGUCGACAGCGUUGAAGGGUUUGUGUCCGACAUACACAAUGGUCACUGGGAUACGGUUCUAAAAGCCAUACAGUCACUAAAGCUUCCGGACAAAAAGCUAAUCGAUCUGUACGAGCAGGUAGUAUUGGAGUUGAUCGAACUGCGCGAGUUGGGCGCUGCCAGGUCGUUGUUGCGUCAAACAGAUCCGAUGAUUAUGCUGAAGCAGCAGGAAGCGGAACGGUACAUUCAUUUGGAAAACAUGCUGCAGCGAGCGUAUUUUGACCCUAGAGAAGCCUAUUCGGAAGGUGGCAGUAAGGAAAAACGUCGAGCUGCAAUUGCGACUGCCCUGGCCGGCGAAGUGUCCGUGGUUCCGUCGUCAAGAUUGCUUGCUCUGCUUGGGCAAGCGUUAAAAUGGCAACAACAUCAGGGUUUACUGCCUCCUGGAACCACUAUAGAUUUGUUCCGCGGUAAGGCGGCCAUCAGGGAUCAGGAAGAUGAACAGUAUCCUACCCAAUUGUCACGUCAGAUCAAGUUUGGUCAGAAGAGUCACGUUGAGUGUGCUCUGUUCUCACCGGAUGGCCAAUAUUUGGUGACCGGAAGCGUGGAUGGCUUUAUUGAAGUGUGGAAUUUUACCACCGGUAAAAUUCGAAAGGAUUUAAAAUAUCAAGCGCAAGAUAAUUUUAUGAUGAUGGAACAGGCCGUGCUGGCGAUGUCUUUCUCGCGAGAUUCGGAAAUGUUGGCCACCGGAUCCCAGGACGGUCAAAUCAAAGUUUGGAAGCUCAUCACUGGCCAGUGUUUGCGGCGAUUCGAAAAAGCACACACUAAGGGUGUCACUUGUUUGCAGUUCUCUCGCGAUAACAGCCAAAUACUAACAGCUUCAUUUGACCAUUUGAUUCGUCUAUAUGGAUUGAAAUCUGGCAAAAUGCUUAAAGAAUUUCGAGGACAUACAUCCUUUGUAAACGAAGCAGUUUUCUCGCCAGACGGUCAUAACGUUCUGAGCGCAUCUUCCGAUGGGUCCGUCAAAAUCUGGUCGCUUAAAACAACGGAAUGCAUGUCAACCUUUAAAGCUCUAGGUAGUGAAUUAGCAGUAAAUUCGGUGAUGAUGCUACCGAAAAAUCCUGAGCACUUUGUUGUUUGCAAUCGCUCCAACACUGUCGUUAUCAUGAACAUGCAGGGUCAGAUCGUAAGAUCGUUCUCAUCCGGUAAACGUGAAGGUGGUGCCUUUAUUUGUGCUACAAUUUCACCGCGGGGAGAGUUCAUUUACUGCGCUGGCGAAGAUUUGGUGUUGUACUGCUUUUCGGUCACCUCCGGUAAGCUUGAACGCACAUUGAAUGUACACGAAAAGGACGUGAUAGGAUUGACACAUCAUCCGCAUCAGAAUCUGCUCGCAACAUACAGUGAGGAUGGACUGCUUAAAAUGUGGAAACCUUAAACGAGUUACUUGACUUGGAUUAGCAUUACUGACAUUGUAAGAACUUGACAGUAUCAUAAACUCUAUGACUGGUUUGUACCAGAUUUUCAAAUCUUGUAUUUAUUUGUGUUCAAAAAAUCUA
This is a messenger RNA of Sabethes cyaneus, 1745 nucleotides long. It is a transcript of the gene Smu1, whose product is annotated as WD40 repeat-containing protein SMU1. The record is from RefSeq and is a predicted model, not a curated record. The coding region runs from base 95 to 1624 and encodes 509 amino acids. Gene Ontology annotation, biological process: mRNA splicing, via spliceosome. The transcript is spliced from 2 exons. Gene Ontology annotation, cellular component: precatalytic spliceosome. Gene Ontology annotation, molecular function: protein binding. NCBI's taxonomy places the organism in Eukaryota, Metazoa, Arthropoda, Insecta, Diptera, Culicidae.